CGAAGCUGUUGUAUGAAGUCGGUUAGUGCGCGAUCGUUGUGGGAAUUUUUAUUUAUUGGUGCUCGCUACAAACAAUAACAACAACAACACGUUGUCGAAGUGAAGUGCAUACGAAUUUUUUCGACUUACGAAGUUUUAAAGAAGUGCAGCGCAGUGAAUUUGGCUUUCUUAUGCGGGAAAGUGUCACAAAAAUAAAAGAAUUGGCGCAAAAAAAUUACAAUUGCUCCCAUUUAUGUUUACAUUUGCAUGUGGAGCCAGGAAAAAAAUAAUAAUUUUCCGCUGUGAAAGGUGAAUAAUACAAAGCGCAUACGAAGUGAUGUAAAGCAACAAACGAAAUUAAAGUGAAGUACCUACAUAUUUAACGACACCAAAAGUGACGAUGCCGAGGCCAAAGAAUAAGCAAAGGCAGUAAGUGAAGAGAAGUGAAAGAAAGUAACACGAAACUAGUGUGUUUGGGUAGCAAAAACGAGGAAGAAGCAGAAGACAAGCAAAGCAGAUAUCGAAAAUGUAGAAGUGUGGAGGCGCAGUGCAAAUGCAAUUGGAGUAAAUACAUACAUACAAACAUAUGUACAUAUGUAUAUGCAUGAGUGUUAUUCAAGCGAAUGAGUACAGUGAUGCGCUUUGCAAUUGUUACAAUUUAAUUGGAGUGCUCAACAAAUGAGGUGAAAAACAAUAACAAAACAUCAACAAAAAAGUAUAAUAACAAAGAAUACAAAAAAAAAAAAAUGCUGUAAAUCAAGUGGUAUUAAUGUGAGGAGCGGAAAGUAUAAUUGAAACAAAGUAAAAAAAAAAAAUUAAUAAAGUGAAAAAUUUUUAAACAAAGUUGAAAAAAAAUUAAACAAAGUGCAAAGAAAAAAAAAAUUGCAAAUGCUAUAAUAAUUGUCUGAAUAAAUAAGUGGAAUAAUUGCAAAUUGGCAGCUAGCUUGUGUUAGUGCUAAUGAAAACAUGCAAAUUAAUAUUCAAACAUAAAAGCAAUUCUUGACACCUUUAAUGCGAAAUCUCUCCAAUUGUCUGGUUGAACGCGCAAUUCGUCUUUAUUGCAACAAAAGCAAAAAACAAAGAAUUCUCCAUAAAGUGCUUACAGAAACGUGUUAUUUAAGCGGUGUGAAUAUAUAAAUACACACACUCACAUACAUACAUAUGUAUAUGGUGUAUACUGGUGCUUGUGUGCUUAAGGUUAAACCAACAGUUACUCGGGAUCGAUUGCAUUUUUGUGGAUUUAAGCAAAAUUUUAAAUUCGUUGGAAAAUAAAUUCGUUAAGUGGUGGCUUGUAUGAGCAAUAUUUGUGCAGAUUAUAUACACACACAUACAAACAUACAUAUGCAUAUGUGAAUGUGCAGCGAGACAACAGGUUGUUUGCUUGUGAGUAAUUUACUAAAGAACAAAUCGAUCUCCAACAGAUUUCAUCCCCAAUCAAGAAUAGCGUUAUAAGAUACAACAACAACAACAAUUUUGAUGAGAUAAGAAAGAAAGGAAACUUUAAUCGAGUGUUUUUAUCGACAACUACAAUCGAUUACCAAUUUACUUAGAUAUUUUGGUAUUUCGUCAAUACUCACAAGCGCUAUUCGAUUGUAACGGGAGUUGUUUUGCGCUGGCGGAACAAAGCAGCUGUUGCUCCAAGCGACACACAGACAAAAUCAUAUGCACACACACAUAUACGUGAAGGGCGUAAUAAAUGCACGCAAAUGUGCAACAUUAUCCGCAAAUAUGUAAAAGCCAAUGUCAACAGCAAAACAACUGCCACAGCAACAACAACCACCAACAGCCAGCAAUAACAGCACAGAGCAAAGUAUAAAAGCAGGAAAUCACAUUUUGAGAUUUACACAAGUCAAAGCGGGCGCAACAAAGCAGCUAAAAUACAAAAAAAAAAAUACCGCAGCAAGAAAGAAGCAGCAAAAAAGCUAUACAACAAUUACAAACAAACGUCAGUGGGCUCUGCUAAUUACAAAGUGACACAAUACUGCUGCUAAGUUGCUCUGGUAUUAUAGCAAAAUAAGAGCCAACACAAAGCAGUAAACAACCGUUAACUCCCAAAGGCAACAAAAUAAUCAAACAGCAAGCCAACAAAUAACAAAUAACGGACACCCAAACGAACCGCCAAAGGAUUCAGUGCGAGGACGUUAAUUAAUCACAAGCUUGUGCAGAAAACGAACUUGCCACAGCAACAUUACUACUAAUACAUACCUACAUGCAACACGCACACUCGGCAAACAAAGCAAUCAAGCAAUCAGCAACACGCCCAAAACAACCGCCGACACUGCAACAACGAAAGCUUAGCUGGGUAUCAUAGAUUGGCUAAAGCAAGCUGACAGACACCAAAAGGCAACGGGUAGCUAACGGUCAGGCAUUGCCACAUUGCGGCGCACAAUAGCGUGGAGUUAAUAAUACGCCUCUUGCGGACACUGGCACUGUAAGCGCAGCAGGCAAUUAUCGAUAAUAGCAGACAGUUGAGAAGCUGUAGCAACCGGAAAGUCAGAGUUGCACGAGUUGCACAAAGGUAAACGCGUGCAACACGAAGCAGCAUUACACACACACACGCACACGCACACACGACAUGUUAAGCCACAUUGAUAAGCUUGUGGCUAGUUGUUGUAGCAGCAGCAACAACAGCAAUAUGCGUAAUCAACAGCAUUAUACAGCGAGUUGCGAAAGCCACAGCAGCGAAAACACAACAACAAAACACAUUAACUCUGCGCCACAACAACAGGAACACAGCACGCGCUCUUCCAUGUCACUGACGCUACUCACACAAACGCUAUUCUUGCUGUUGCUGCUCGUAAGCAUCUCGCCCACGGAUGGCAACCCUGACUGGAUGCAACACUGCAGCAUGUGCCAUUGCAAUUGGAACUCGGGCAAGAAGACAGCUGAUUGCAAGGCGCGCUCACUCACCGCCAUACCCGACGAUCUGAGCAACGAAAUGCAAGUUGUGGACUUCUCCAAUAAUCUGAUACCCGAGUUGCGGCGUGAAGAGUUCGCAGAUGCGAACUUGCAGAAUCUGCAUAAGAUCUUCUUGCGUAAUUGCACGAUACAGGAGGUGAACCGUGAUGCGCUCAAAGGUCUACCCAUACUCAUCGAGCUGGAUAUGUCGCACAAUUUCAUACGCGAACUGCAUGUCGGCACAUUCAGUGGGCUGGAAAAGUUGCGCACGCUCGUCAUGAAUCACAAUGAAAUCGAGGUGUUGGAGAAUUAUCUCUUUGUCGACUUACCAUUUCUAUCACGCGUCGAAUUCAAGAAUAAUCGCCUGAAGCAAGUCGAAGUGCAUGCCUUCGGCCAGCAACCGAUGUUGUCGGCCAUCUACCUCGAAGCGAACGCGUUGUAUGUGCUGCGCAAAGAGACCUUCACACGCAUACCGAAACUGACGCAUCUCUCGCUGGCGCAGAAUCCCUGGAACUGCACCUGCGAACUGCAAGCCUUACGCGACUUCGCGCUCGCCAAUCGUCUGUACACACCGCCCACAGACUGCGCACAACCGCCAGCGCUACGUGGCAAGCUUUGGACCGAUGUACCAUCGGAGAAUUUCGCCUGUCAGCCACACAUACUCGGCUCGGUGCGCUCAUUUGUCGAAGUGCAGUCGGAUAAUAUAACACUGCCGUGUCGUGUUGAAGGUACGCCGCGCCCAAAUAUCACCUGGAUUUACAAUCGACGCGCCAUCAAUCCGAACGAUCAACGUUUUCGUGUGCUCAACUCGCUCGAACAGCAGCCAGUGAUCAGCUCCGAACCGCUACAGUCGAUCACCUCUGAGUUGCGCAUUUUUAAUGUGCGCGCCAGCGAUAAGGGUGUCUACACUUGCAUAGCGGAGAAUCGUGGCGGCAAAGCGGAGGCUGAAUUUCAAUUGAUCGUCGAUGGUGACUUCUUUGGCGCGCUCGAAGGUAUCGGGGUCGGCAUGGGCGCCUCCACCACAGACACGCAAUCGAAUUUCUUACUCGUCAUCUGUUUAAUUGUCAUCACCGUGCUGUUGAUACUCAUGUGCAUUCUACUCAUUGCCUGCUGGUAUUGUCGGCGUGCACGCUCUUAUCAAAAGGAUGCGACCAUGAUGAGUGAGAAUGGUUUGAUAUCGACGAAAAUGGACAAGACCAAUAGUUCGAUGUUGGAGGGUUCGGUAAUUAUGGAAAUGCAGAAGAGUCUGCUCACCGAGGUGAAUCCGGUUGAGAAGCCGCCGCGUCGCACCGAACUGGAGAAUGUCGAUGGCAGCGAUGAGGGGCAUGAAAUCAAGAAGACACUACUGGAUGAAUCACAAUUCGGCAAUCACCCGCGCGACGAUGAAACCCACUCAGUCGCUAUGUCGGAUGCCAAUGCACCACGCGUACGCCACACCUACAUCGACGACACCUACGGCACCAGUCUGCCGCCCGAUCUGCUCGCCUUUCCGGCACGCGUGCCGCCCACCUCACCUUCCAUGCAAUCGUCACACAGCAACAUACCGGAACAAAUCAUCUAUGGCAUACGCUCACCACCGCUCACCAGCCCGGUGUACGCGCACAUGACGCCGCAUGGCAUCUACGGCACCACAACCAUCGCUGCCGCCACACCGAACGGUUUCAUGACACUACAACAUCCGAAAUCGCGCAACUUGGCGCUCAUAGCCGCGGCCAACAAUCGUCAGCAGCUGCAACAGCAACAUGUACACGCCCACCUGCCGCCGCAGCAGCAUGGCGGCGCACACCAGCAGCAAUCACCGUUCUUGCCAGCGCCCGUUAUGUACUCACCCACCACAGCGGUGGUGAUGAAGCAAGGCUACAUGACGAUACCGCGUAAACCGCGCGUUCCCAGUUGGGCGCCCUCCACAUCCACCACAAAUGCCACACAAUUGAGCGAAUUCCAAUCGCCCACAUCGCCAAAUCCCAGCGAAACUGGCACCGCCACCACAGCCGAACUGCAAGCGGAGCCCGUGUACGACAAUCUCGGUCUGCGCACAACAGCCGCCGGCAAUUCGACGUUAAACUUGCACAAAGUACAUCCGGAGGCGAGUAGCGGCGCUGCGACCUCGACGCGUUACACAAUGCGCGACCGCCCGUUACCGGCAACGCCGAGCCUUACUUCGGUGGCGUCAUCGAGCGCAUCGGCCGCCAUGCAACAACAGCCGCAGACGCAGCCGCAGCCACAGCAAGCGCAGCAGCUACAACAACACACGCCAACAAAACAAAACAAAGGUGUCGCGAGCACAUCGGCGGCCGCCGCGACUGCAGCGAAAAUCUAUGAGCCCAUACACGAGCUGAUGCAUAAUCAUCAUAUGACAACGACCUCCGACACGGAGCCACUUUAUGGCACCGCGCGACAUCACAACGGUCUGACCAUUGUGCCGAGCAUUAGCGGCAGCAGCGCACUAAACACUUCCAGCAGCACGAACGCGUCGAUGGGUGAGCCCACGAAAGUGGCGAAAAUACCGCCACGCCCACCACCAAAGCCGAAGAAGAAGAUGUCGGUGACAGCGACACGCGGCGGCCAAGGCAGCACCAGCCAACUGUUCGACGACGAGGGCGAGGACGGCACUGAAGUUUAGUUGCACGACAACAAUGGCGGCGACAGCAACUGCAACACCAACGACAACAGCGACGACGCCACCUAAAAGUUUGCGCGGAAAAAUGGCAGCUCAUAACUGUAAACCAUAUGCAGUGACAGCGUGGAGCAGCAACGAAAAUGUAUGGUAAAUGUGCGAAAGCGUAGUGUAUAGGUGUAUGUAAGUAGGUACGUACAUAUGUAUGUAUUCGUAUUUGUAUGUAUAGAUAGUUAGUUGGAAAAUAAUUGGAAAUCAACUAAAGAAAGGUACGCGCUUCAGGCGGGUGCGGUGAAUUCGGAUGGUGGAUGUGUUGUAGUGUAUACAUAUACAUAUUUUUAGCCUUGCAUUGCAGCUGCGGUGACAGUUACCUGAGGCUGAACAUGUGGAUAUGGAUUUAAUAUGUGCAUAACUGUCAAAAAAAUUCAAUUUUGUAUCCUUUAAUCCAAUAUUCUAAUCUAAAAUUUGAUUGUGCUGCAAAAAGUUAUGGCACAUCAAUUUUAAUCAUGCUUCAUUUAAAAAUCAUUACUUUCAGUCCAGUUCUUACAUACAUCUUCAUUUCCAUUUUUUUUUUCGUUCUAAUUCGAAUUUAAAGCUCAUAUUAUUGUUGCUUUUUUAGCGGUAGAAAAUAUUCCACAAAUAAUUGUAGUAAAUGCUACGGAAUUGAGAACACUUGACCAUAGUCAAAUUCUGAUUCGUUCCUGUUACGUAGACCCGACUGUUUAGGAAACGCAUAAACUUAAAGUUCAAAAGUUUCAAAGCUUAUCUAGUUCAGCAAAGCUCUUUAAAAAAUAUUGCGCAGACCAUAAUCAGAUAGUAAUUACUUUUGUGGUGAGUUUUGAAUAAUGUUCUUGAGUUUCAAAAAAUCUCUGUGUUGGAAAAAAAAUUUUAGCCUGAGCUUAAAUCAAUUAAUUUCUCAUAAUAUCUGAAAAGAAACAUAAAUUCACCACUUUUUGCUUGCAUUGUAAGGCAUUCUGAUAAAAGGGGUGUUAAAAUACACAAAAUUAUGUAGUGAAAAAAUAUCUUAGACGGAGUUGCAAAUGUGUCACAUGAUUUCCAUAUAAUAAACUCACCGAUUGGUGUUUGCAUUAUGGCGCUACCACCAUACGUGUGGUGAAAUAUUAAAAAUAGUGUGGUGAAAAAAUCCAUAUCAGUCCGAUCUCAAGCUAUGUAAAUUCCCAUCAUCUUCAUCCUGGAUAAUGCAUUCAGCCUUUUCUGUUUUCAUUAUGAAGCUACCAUCACACGUGUGGUGAAAUAUUGAAAACUUCAUUUUGGUAUGAGCUUGAGCUAAAUAAGUUCCCAUAUGUCAGGUAAUAACCUAAACAUUUUUGUGUGCACCAUCAGAAUUGCUAUCAAAUUUAUUAUGAAAUAUUCAAAAUGGUGUGUGGUGGCAAAUUCAUAUUGGCUUGAAUUUGAGCUUGAGCUAUGUAUAUAACAUUCAUCAUCUCUGCCUCAAAUAGCAACCUUUUAAUUUUUGUUAGUACCUUCAAAGAUUGCAAUAAAAUGUAUGGUGAAAUAUUCAAAAUAGUGUGAUGAAAGAUAAAUAUUGGUCUGAGCUUGAGCCUUUCUAUCAUCUCCGACUCAUAUAAUAAACUUACCAUUCUUGUUUGCACCAUGAAGCAUUGCGAUAAAAUGUAUGAUGACUUAUUCAAAGCGGUGUAGUGAAAAAUGCAAACUGAACUGAAUUUGAGCUAUAUAACUUUCCAUCAUCCCGAUAAAAAGUGUGGUGAAAUACUAAUAGUGUGAUGAAAAAUAAUUCUGCUCUAUAAAAUGAUUUUUUUUUUUUUUGGAAUUUAAAAAAUUAGAACUCCAUAACAGCAUAAUUAUUAUUUUAAAUUUUUUUUUGAUCAACAUCUGUUUCUUGACCACAUGUUUUUAAGAAAAAUAUAAUAUAUAUUUUUUUACAAACUAGUUUUCCAAACUCCAAACGAGCUUUAAAUUCAUUAUGUACAUCGCACAUAGCCCAGCUGACCCAAUCUGUUCACAUAUGUUGAAUACCGGUAACACCACCUUACAACAAAUGGUAAAUACUUGCACAAAACUGCGCUCAAUGCAACACACCACUCGUAUUCACCACCUCGCACAUGAAGUGUGGCUAAUCGCGUGACGACUUGUGUGCCAAACGACUGAUGUAGAGUUUAGUAAAUUACACAGAAAAUUACAAAUAGCAAAACAAAAAGCAAAACAGGAAACAAAAAAUCGAAAAAAAAAAUCAGAGAACAACACUUUUAGAAAACAUGAAAAUGCAAUAAUGGAAAUUCGAGAAGAAGAAGAAAAUUAAGAAUGAAGAAAUGCAACUAAAAGGACUUUCAUGCUUCAAAAGUAGUAGUGCACAAUUUCAAAGAACAAAUUAGUACAACUUUUUUGCUUUGUUUCACGUCGUAUCCUUUGUUGAUUUUGUUGCUAUUGCCAUUUUCAAUUUUAACUCCAACAAACAUUUUUAAUUGGGCAACAAUGAAAUAGAAAAAGAAAUGAAGAAAACACUUAAAAUUGGCGCACUUUGCACAAUAAGCGAAGGAAUAAAGAGCGAAAUCGAGCGGAAGUGCAGAAAAGGCUUUGUAGCUGUAAGUAAAAGUAAAAGCUGUAAGCAGGAUAUGCUGUCGGGUGAAAGCGGAAAAUUGCGAUUUCAAAGAAAAUUUGGUGCAUUGAACUUUGGCUAACAUAUGUGAGGCCUGCUAUUGACAGAUUUGGGUAAGUGUCUCUUACGCCUUUCGCCGCCUAUUUUUUACCAUACGCCCUUAACAACAACAAAAUUUCUAAACUAAAAAAAUCUGCAAUUUUUUUUACAUGUUUUUUUUACUAUUUAAUUGUAAGUACAGUAGCGAUAUGUACAUUCUUAGCUAGGUAUAUAUUUGUAAAGAGAAGGAAGAAACAAAAACAAAACACGAAAAACAAAAAAAGAAAACAAGCGAUAAUGAAAACGAGCAACUAAAUUAGUAAAGUUUAACUUUAUAUUUUAA
This is a messenger RNA of Bactrocera latifrons, 8454 nucleotides long. RefSeq lists its product as uncharacterized. The record is from RefSeq and is a predicted model, not a curated record. Bases 2555 to 5500 code for a protein of 981 amino acids. NCBI's taxonomy places the organism in Eukaryota, Metazoa, Arthropoda, Insecta, Diptera, Tephritidae. The transcript is spliced from 9 exons. Gene Ontology annotation, molecular function: protein binding.